UUUUAGUAAUUCAGAAUAUUCCGAGCUGGUCUCUGCUCCGCUAAUGGCAGUCGAAGUAGCGAAUGCGGCAGAUUAUUAAACGCCUUUUCCUUCUAUCCUUUUAGUUUUGGAUGAUUGACAUUUGACACUUGACAGUUGACUAAUCAUCUAAAUUAUAAAGCAAAAUUGGCGCCAACGACAUCCUAAAGUAAUGAAUCUGAAUUAUUUGGGACUUCAGAUACAUUGUUAAUUAUUAUUGCUAGCUACACACAUACAAUUAUCAACGUUUUAGUUAGGUUCCUAAUGUACUAUUUUUAAUAUUUUACCUCAAAAGUGUUCACGUAAAUAUCACAGUAUAAAUAUGACGGAGCAAGUGUUGUUUUAUAAUUCGAUAAAAGACGAUAUGAUCGAGAAACUUGUGAACACCGUAUCACCUGAUGGCUCAGCAGACGAUACGUCAGAUAGCUUCAAAGGCGAAGCUAAUAAUUUGGAGUCUGAAGACGAACUUGAUGAGCCUAUGUUAAGAUCUAAAAAACGUGUUCAUCACUUUUCUGACAGCAGCAGUGAGUCUGAUGAUCUUAAAAAAAAUCAAGAUAGUGUAAAAAUUUGUGACUCUGAAGAUAUGAGUACUUUAAAAAUUGGGAGUAAACAUAAAUCAAGAAUUCGAACUUUGUCUAUUAGUGACGAGGAUUUGAAUGAAACAGCUGAAAAAACAACGGAAAAAUACGAUUUAAGUAGAGUUAAAAACAAAAAGAGUAAGUUGAGAGAGAAAUUUAGAAAUUUAGUGUCCAAACAAGACCAAUGCCUGGAUAUGGAUGUUUCAUUAAAGGAAGAAUUAAAUAGCAAACUAAACAAUAUAAAUUCAGACAAGUCAGAUGAAGAACAAGUUUCAUGCAACAAAAUCAAACAGACAUUUAAAGAUAAGCAUAUGCAGAAAAUCUCAGCCAUUUGUGACCCUGACUCCUCAAGUGAUGAAGAUGAUUCUAGCAAACAAAAAAAGACAUCAAGUAUGAAGUCUAUUAGAUUAACAUCGCCUAAACCUAUAAAGAUAUCAGCUAAGCAGGCUAUGGAAAAUAAGCAGAAGAUUAAAAGUGAAUCUAACCGCAUGUUAAGAGAAAAAGAAGUUUCACUUCCAUACCAUAGACCAAAAGCUUUGUCACUCAAAGAUAUUAUGAGCAGACGGAAACCAGCUUUAGCAUCUGAUGGGAAGGUUCUAUCUGUUAAAAUGACUCCUGAACAAUUGGUACAAUAUGCUUUACAGUUAGAACAAAGACAGAAAGAAAUGAUGGAGCUUUGUAAAAGUGAUACAGAAGAAGAUGAUGAUAAGGAAACGAAAGAGAAUGAUGAGCUACCAAAUAUUCAAACAGACCUAGAUAAGACACCAGAUAUUACUAAAAUAGAUACAGAUAAUGAACCAAUGGAAAUAGUCCCAGAAGAUAAAGUGGACACUAAAAUGAUUGUUAGUGAAGAUUUAAAUCCUAUAGAGUUUACAACAAUUGCAGAAAAUAUUGACAUUAAGAAAGACUCAUUCAAUAAAAGUGUUGACGAUAUAAAAGAAUUAGAAUCUUCUGAAGAAAACAAAGUAAUAUUAGACACAACUAAUUAUGACACAAAUAAUUCUGGUUCAAAUAAUUGUGAAAAAGAUGACAGCCAAAAUAUGGAACUAUAUUACGAUUCAGAGAAAAUUGAUACUUUAAAUUUGAAUAAAGUAAAUGAAAAUCAAAUAAAUAAAAAUAUUGUUAAACAAACAAAUUCAGAAUUGAUUGAGACAGAUAAUAUUGAGAGUGAAUUUCUUGAAAAUGACUUCAAUUUUGAUGAAAUAGAUGAUAUGAUUGAAAAUAUUGCGGAUAAAGGUAACAAACGUAAUCGUUCAUCUGAAAUUUCUUUAACUACAAAACCUAAGUUAACUGGUGCCCCUGGAAUGGUUAUAGAUUUAGAGGACAAUUCUUUAUCUGAAAGUAAACUUUCCGGUGUUGAACAAUUGAAAGAAAAGUUUAAAUAUUUUGCUAGACUGAAAUCUUUAGAAGAACAAGAGAAGGAUAGAGAGAAAAAAUAUAAACCGGGUGUUCAAUUAUUAAAAUUAAAACAAGAACUUGAAGAGCAAAUAGCCGAGCAAAGAUCUUUAGAAUGGACAAAAAGAUUGGAACAGAAAAAACAAUUAGAAAUGAAUGAAAAUCACAAUACUGAUGUUGAAUUGGACGAUAUUGAAAAAGUAGAAGCUAAAUUGGAAGAACUUAACAAUAGUCAUAUAAGUAAUAAAGAAAGUUCUGAAGAAAGUGAAGAAGAAAUCUGCGAAGAUGAUUGUAUAAUUGAAGAUAAACCGAGGAAGAGAAACCCAAUGAUUGAUGAAGAAGCAGAGGAAUCAGAUGUUGAAGAUGCACCUGACGAUCAAAUCAAUGAAGUAGACAAUGGCAGUGAAGGUGAUGCAAGUGAUGAAGAUUCUAGUGAAGAUGAAUCAUCUGAUUCACAUGAUGAAGAAAACAGUAAACCAAAGAAGGGAAGGAUUUUAAAAGCAUUUGAAGAUUCCGAUGAUGAAGGCGAGAUUAAAGAAAAUAUUGAGUGCAAUGACAAAUGUGAUACAUCUAAUUUAAAGGAAGUUUCUGAAGAUUUAAAUAUAAGCUCAACUCAAGAUGAAGAAUUACAAUUGGCGCAAGUAUCCAAAACAACAUCAGAAGAAAUUAUAUCCCAAGAACCUGUGACACAGAUAAAUACUAUUAAAAAAGGAAUCGACUGUGAUCCAGAUUUGGGUAGUCAAACAUUUUCUAUAGCUAAUACAGGAAGUGGUACACAAUGUCUUGACGAUUUAAUAUCUAAAGAAAUAAAUAUAGGGAAUACAGAUGUUAUUAUGGGUGAUAAUUUAUUUGCAACAAAUGCAUCUCAAAAUUCACAAGAAUUGAUUACUCCAACACAGUCUCAGGAAAUUGGUGAAGAUAUUUUAGCUUUGUGUACCGGAAAGUUCUAUGACAACCCAUUUGUGUCACAGAUUCAAGAUACAAAUGAAGACAAAAUAUUAUCAAAUAAAGAAAUAGUUCUUGAAAACAAUAUAAAUAAAGGCACAUUGAAUGAAGAAAUCAAUAAAGAAGAUGGUAAUACAAAUAAGACUGAAGUUCUGGAAAAAGAAGAUGUAAGGAAUAAAGAGAAAGAGAUAUUAUCUUCUAUUCUAGAAGAAUUAGAUGACCCUCAGUUUGAAUCGCCGAAGAAAUAUAAAUAUUUCGCUAACGAUUCAAACGCAAAUAAAGAAAAUGAACAGAGUGAAGCUAAUAAAAGUAUUAAAAAAAAGUUAGUAAUUGAUUCAGAUGACGAAGUUGACAUAGAUAAUUCUGAAAAAGGUAGAAAAAAUAAAAUUAAAAAAAGAAAACUCCAACAAAGAGCAUUACAGUUUUCAGACGAUGAAGAAGAAAUGGAAGAACUCCAAUCUGAUGUUGAAGAUAACAUUGAAUCUGAUAUCGAAGAUGUUGAAAGAAUAGUUGAAUAUGACUCGGAAGAAAAUGAGGUGGAAGUACAACCUCAGAAAAAGAAGAAGAAAAUUGGCGAGUUUUUCGAGCAAGAAGCAGAACUGACUUCAGAAGAUGAAUGGAUUGGAUCUGGUGAUGAAGACGAGGCGGGGCUCGACCGCAUGGAGCGCGAGGAGGGUGAUGACGAUGUCUUCCACGAAGGAAAGCUCAGAAAGGAGCUGGGACAAAUACACAUGAGAGAUGUACUCGACCAAGACAAGAGAGAAGUAAGACUGAUCAAGGAAUUGCUGUUAGAAGAUGGAGACUUGGGUGAUGGGCAUAGACAGCGCAAAUUCCGAUGGAAGAAUGCUGAAGACACGGAAGAGACUGGCGCGGCAGGAGACGAGUUCGCCGACACACAGGAAGAGGAGUUUGAGUCUGAAGAGUUAUGGAGAAAACAGCGCCACGAAAGAGAAAUGUUCUUAAAGAAAAUGAAAGGGGAAGACGAAGAUCUUAACAGUACAAGCAUAAAUAGAAGUGCUCUAAUAAAAGCGAAUCUUAUAUCGAAAUCCGCAACCAAUCCCGCCACUGCACCAAAUAAAAAUAUUGAUGAAGACAAAGAGAAAGAAAUUAUUCAAGAAAAGAAAACGCAUAAAGAUAUACCAAGUCCAAAGAAACCCUUCGCCAUUUUUCAGCAAAACUACCACGGGUCGUUGCUGUCUCGAGGUAAAGGUGCGUUGGCACGGCUGGCUGCAAUCGCCACCCCGCUGGCAGGCGACGGUGAAACCACCAAAGUUUCCGCAUCAACGAAUAGAAGAAACUUCGUAUUUGCCGCCUUAUCGCAAGAUGAAGUUGAACCUAAGGUUUCUAAGAGAAAAGCCGAUACAGUCGCACCUUCGCCAGUUUUGAUUAAGAAAUUGAAGGCUGAGGAAAAACGGAAAACAACGCGGAGCAGUUUAUUUGACUAUUUGGAUGGCUAAUUUUAAGUCAUAUUGGUAGGCUGAAAAGUUUUAUAGAAUUUUAACUAAUGACACCAUAAGUUAAAUUAAUUGUAAUUCAAUUUUACUAUUGACAACAUUGAGUAUUUUUUCUGUAUAUGUAUUUAAACUGUUUUGGAAUGUUCUAUUUUAGAGUAAGUAUUUAGUAUGUAUAUGGAAUCUUCUGUUGGUUCGAAAAGCCCAGGAGGUUGAUUAAAAUAAAUAAAAUAGUGUGUUCAGUAACUAUUCAACUUUAAUUCACAUUUAAUUUAAUAAGCUAGAACUAUUUUUUGUAAUUUGUUAUGUUAAAUGACCUUAAUCCUACAUAACCUUUAUAACUGACAGGUAUAAAAAGUGUUAAAUAUUAGUAGUUGUACAUAUAAUGUCUAAAACUAGAUUUAGGUUCAAUAGUUAAAUGUAUCUAGAAUUUUGUAACAUAAUAAAAUUAGCACUUGAUAUGUUUUGGAUAGAAUAUUAUACUUACGAUUUGUUUUUA
Molecule: messenger RNA, 4886 nt
Organism: Papilio xuthus (Asian swallowtail)
Lineage: Eukaryota; Metazoa; Arthropoda; Insecta; Lepidoptera; Papilionidae
Product: claspin homolog
Exons: 15
Coding region: 341-4393 (1350 amino acids)
Biological process (GO): activation of protein kinase activity; mitotic DNA replication checkpoint signaling; mitotic G2 DNA damage checkpoint signaling
Molecular function (GO): anaphase-promoting complex binding
Source: RefSeq, a predicted model, not a curated record